Anolis sagrei ordinatus is the source of this 1161-nucleotide messenger RNA. Lineage: Eukaryota; Metazoa; Chordata; Lepidosauria; Squamata; Anolidae. The record is from RefSeq and is a predicted model, not a curated record.
ACAUUUUUCUAACUUUUCAGAACAUCUUGAACGCCAUGAAAGAGAUGAUCCAAAACAGAACCUCCAUCUUCAUUGCACACAGAUUGUCGACGGUGGUGGAUGCGGAUGAGAUCAUCGUCCUGGACCAGGGCCAAGUGGCGGAGCGUGGCAGGCACGUCGAUCUGUUGCGGCUCCCCGGCAGCCUCUACUACGAGAUGUGGCACACGCAGAGCAGCCGGAUGCUGAGCAGGGACCCCCAGGAGCGGUGGGAGGAGCGGGGCGGCCUCUCCUCCAAGGAGGAGGACCGCCGGAAGCUGCAGGAGGAGAUCAUCAACAGCGUCAAGGGCUGCGGGAACUGCUCCUGCUGAGGCGGGAGAUCCUCGUCGCGGCACACGUUUGCACUGAACCACCUUCUCGACGUCCUGCGGAAUGAACGAUGCAGUAUUUUAAGAGCCUUGUUUAUAGGCGGCUUCUCUGAGGAGCGCGAUUUCUCAAACCAAAGGACUUUGCAAGUAGCUCUCCGCUGCUCGACUGGAAGUAUCUUGGAAUAACCCGAUUAACCAAUGGACACUUCUUCCUCCCAGGAACACACAUCUCUCUCCCUGUCAUUUGACCAGAAUGACAGUGUGGAGGGGUUGAUCCUGGUGGGUUUGACAAAGGUGUUUUUCUACAUAUCCAUUUUAACCAGAGCUGGUUAAUUCAAGCGCGUGGGUGUCCUAACAGGGGAAACGAAACAGUUAUCCUUCUUAAAUAACUGUUGUGUUUGAAAGCUUUUAUAUCUCCUUUUGUAAAGAACGAGGGACACGAGAUCUCGAGCAGCGAAGGGAUUUUGGCCCAGUUUCUCAAGGCAGCUCCUCGUUUGCCCCAAAAAGUCAUUCACUUUCCGAGAACCGAAAUGAACAGGAGUGUGUACUCAAUGGGAACACCUCCAAAGGCAAAAUAAGACAGAUUAAUGCGUUCUCUGGCAUUUACAGAAAUAGGUAUGGGAAAGAUUCUGCCACAUUUUGAAAGAGAAUCCAGGAUAAUGUUCUUCACAAAAUCCAGGUUUCAGAGUUGGAAGAAGUCAAGCAAAAUUUGGGAUCCCCAUCAGUCUGUUGAAAGGCGUUGAUGAAGGAAAUGUAACUUGUUUGGAAAUGGAUAACACUGGAUUCGUAAAAUGAUUAAAAAUCACAACUUCAAGGA